GCUCCUACGUAGUAGCCAUUCAGAUGUGUUUCACAGCUCAACCAGUUUGCACAAACACAGCUGUCAAGACCAAGUCAUGGAGUCUGUGUGCCUGUGGAGACUCCUGUUCAUAUUCCUUUGUCACUGUGCAUUACUUGGAGGUUGCGUGGUACAACUACCACUGCAGGUAGUGCCAGAAGGAAUCGAGCCAAUCAAUGGAUCUGACAUUUCUAUGGGAUGCACAAUACCCAUACAACAAUUUGGAGUGUCGUACUGUGGCAUAUACUCAAUGGAAGGUGGUGGCAGAGUUAGUUACUUAGUUGACAAUAUCUCACCUGACAUUCAAACUGGAAAUGCUAACUGGGCAGCUCGGUUGGUCACUGUGAGAAAGAAUGAACCUUCAGAACUAGUGGCCUCUAAUCAUGUGCUACUCUCAUUUGAUUUCACCCCAGCAGUCUCGCUGACUGCCAUUGAGUUGGACUUGUUUCUCUGUCCACAAUGGGACAUCGGUGCUCUAUCUGUAACUGUCUUUGCAGAUACUUUCGCAGAGUUGGUGCUAACAGCUAACUCCAUCAAAAUAGCAAACUACACUAUUCAGUCAGUUACUUCAUGUACCUCUUUAUCGACAGUCCAUGUUCCUCUGAGAGGAGAUGGAGCAGCACCCAACUACUACUACACGUGGCACCUGGUGUUAGCACUAUCAACUGAGUGGGUCCAUGUUGGGGAAGUGCGCUUUCUAGACACAGCAGCAAGUGGACCAACAGCGGAACCAACAGAGGAAUCGACAGAGGAACCGACAAUGAAAAAUUAGCUCUAGCCCUGGGCCUGCCUCACCAUUGAGGGCACAAGCUGAGCAGAUAAACAUUCAGGCUUUGUGAUCUUGACCAGUUCCUCUUGUUACGAAACAGACACCUUGUCAUGUGGCGUUGUCUUGUUCCAUCAACAACCCUUCAGAACACGGACAACAGUGAAUCGAACAGAAUAGGUUUAAGCUUGAAU
Geodia barretti is the source of this 978-nucleotide messenger RNA. The record is from the annotation of a GenBank genome assembly. NCBI's taxonomy places the organism in Eukaryota, Metazoa, Porifera, Demospongiae, Tetractinellida, Geodiidae.